GUGGCCCGGGGCAAGGGCAUCCUCGCUGCAGAUGAGUCCACCGGCAGCAUCGCCAAGCGGCUGAGCUCCAUCGGCGCGGAGAACACGGAGGAGAACCGGCGCUUCUAUCGCCAGCUGCUGUUCACGGCCGACGAGCGGGUCAACCCCUGCAUCGGGGGCGUCAUCCUCUUCCACGAGACCAUGUACCAGAAGGCCGACGACGCCCGCCCCUUCCCCAAGGUCAUCAAGGACAAGGGCGGCGUGAUUGGCAUCAAGGUGGACAAAGGUGUCGUGCCCCUGGCUGGAACAAACGGCGAGACCACCACCCAGGGUCUGGACGGGCUGUCCGAGCGCUGCGCCCAGUACAAGAAGGACGGGGCCGACUUUGCCAAGUGGCGCUGCGUGCUGAAGAUCUCGGAGCACACCCCCUCCUACUUGGCCAUCCUGGAGAACGCCAACGUCCUGGCACGCUACGCCAGCAUCUGCCAGCAGAACGGGAUCGUGCCCAUUGUGGAGCCAGAAAUCCUUCCGGAUGGGGACCACGACCUGAAGCGCUGUCAGUACGUUACAGAGAAGGUGCUGGCCGCUGUGUACAAAGCACUGAGUGACCACCACGUCUACCUGGAGGGCACCCUUCUCAAACCCAACAUGGUGACGGCUGGCGAGGAGAUCGCCAUGGCGACUGUCACCGCCCUGCGCCGCACCGUGCCACCCGCUGUGCCUGGCAUCACCUUCCUGUCGGGCGGGCAGAGCGAGGAGGAGGCCUCCCUCAACCUCAAUGCCAUCAACAAGUGCCCCCUGCACAAACCCUGGGCUCUGACCUUCUCCUACGGCCGCGCCCUGCAGGCCUCGGCCCUCAAGGCCUGGGGUGGCAAGAAGGAGAAUGCCAAGGCAGCCCAGGAGGAGUAUGUCAAGCGGGCCCUGGUAUGUGCCCCGCCCCUGGGCGUGGCUGGCUCAGCUAGGGGGCCCUCAACCUCAAUGCCAUCAACAAGUGCCCCCUGCACAAACCCUGGGCUCUGA
Pelodiscus sinensis (Chinese soft-shelled turtle) is the source of this 999-nucleotide messenger RNA. The record is from RefSeq and is a predicted model, not a curated record. Lineage: Eukaryota; Metazoa; Chordata; Testudines; Trionychidae.